Suillus subaureus is the source of this 2192-nucleotide messenger RNA. RefSeq lists its product as uncharacterized. The transcript has a single exon. The record is from RefSeq and is a predicted model, not a curated record. Bases 62 to 2074 code for a protein of 670 amino acids. Lineage: Eukaryota; Fungi; Basidiomycota; Agaricomycetes; Boletales; Suillaceae.
UAAUAUCAACGAACUGGAGGAGAAAUUAGCAGCCCUCGAACGUCAAGCAGCCUCCAUCAUUAUGGACUUGCAUGAAGCGCUUCCUAAGGGUACUUUCACUCUGAAGCGGAGGCCUCUAGAGCUCCUGCGGAAGUUCCUGUUUAUCAUGCAUUAUCGCAAUGUAUCUUGCUCCGGUAUCUACUUUCAAGCAGAUCACCCAGAGAAUGCAGUGGCUCGUCAGUGGAUUGAGUCCUUCAUGAAAGCGAAGGGUAUUCAAUCCGCUGUCGAGAUAUGGCUACACUUCCUCAGAUACUACCUGGACGCGUCUCAUUCAGACAUCAUGCGAGAUGCUGCAGAACUCGUAGAGAAGUACGGCGAAGAAGGUCUUCAAAAAAUGAUCACCAAAUCGCAUAUCUUACCUGAUCUCGAACACUUCCCAGCUUACACUUACCACGUUCUCGCAAAUAACUAUUUCUUCAGUAUCUGGGAAGCCGUGGAAGGGGAAGAAUUUAUCGUCACGCACAACGCAUUUGGUUUGUGGGAGGGUUUGAGAGGUGGCUGCCCUGGCCUGCACCGCAUAUUCGUAGUCAGUCCUCGCAUUGCCAUCGUCCUGCGCCAUGUGGUUUCACGUCCAGAAAUGAAAGAAAACAUAAAGCCGGAUGCGUUUGUGAGCUACUUGCUCGACGUGAACCCGGCACCGCCAACUCCAAUUUACUCCCGUGGAGAACACGGUACAUACAUCAAGCACGUAAAUUUCCAAUCCGCGAUGUCAGUUGCACGUUACAGAUCCUCCCAAGAAGGGGAGAAUGACAGCUUUGUGUUCAAGAUCACAAAACUGUCGCGACCCCAAACAUUACAGUUCAAUUUCGUUGUGCUAGUCAACGUGACGACGAAGACAUGCGCUCUGACCUUCCUGUCAAGGGGGAGUAUGCUUCGCACCGCGCGUGCGUUCCAGAGUUCGCCAGCCAAUUUCCGAGCGAGCGAGCUGUUCGUUCCGCUCAUCACGCAAUUGUCGAAUACCAUGGAGACAGGAGUGUCGGCUCUUCGCCCACCAUUACAGUCACCAGCGGUUUUCCUCGACCAGGACGUUGACGCACUUACACUCGUCGAUAUAGAGCUCUAUGUGCUUCUAAUGCAGAUAUGCACAGGUAGUAGGCGGUUCGAAACGGCAUACGACAGGGCACAUCUAGUCUUUACAAUCAUGGAGAAAGCAAAGCCCACUUUAUUUGCAGACGAAAUCAGCCGAGAAGUCGAAAAGGCUUUCAAGGUCUGUAAAGAGAAGGAUGAGAUAUCUCCCGCAGAAGGCGUGAGCUUUGCUCCCUUACCCUCUUCGAUUUCCAACGAGUCGUCAUCUCAGCUCUUCCAAUUCAUGAUACCUUGCAUGAGCAGACUGGGCGCGGUGAUGUCCGGAGGUGAAGGGAGUUUGGAAGAGCUCCAAGAUGAAGUCGCCGUAAUGAGCUUUCUUGCAUGUGCGUCAAGCAACCCUGGAGUGUGGCAUGCGCUUUCGUGUAUCAGCCCACAGGCUCCCGAAAUAUUGUCAAGGCUAUUCAAGAAAGACACUCUAACAGAUGUAUCUGUUAGGAUCUUCACGCGGAAUAUGUACCGCUCCCGGGCUUCGCCAUCAUCGUUUUCUUCCGGGUUUCACCUGGCAUAUUCGUUACGAGCAAUGUGCGGGAUGGCUGGGCCGACCACCAAUCCCAUCAGUCAGAGCUACUACCAGUUAACGGCAUCAAUGAUCCAAUGUCUUGGCCGUAUAACACUGAGGUCCCUGCCGGAACCGUACGCUUCGCAGCCACGCGAGAGGCCCAAGGCCCGGCUUGUCUACAAGAUACCAGAGAAGCAUUCAGACUUACUUUUCUCGAUUAUGAAAGUGAUACUGCAAAAAUCACUCCCGGGAUAUGAGCCGGCGCCAGGAGGCGACACUCUAGACCAGACCGUCAGAAAGUGGAUAGAUGAGAUGGCCAUCGUCGGUUGUCUUGCAUGGUUGGGAAAGCACAGGAGGAAUUUUUUGGACUGGGUUCUGGAUGGGUUUCCACAGGAAUCGGAUAAGAACUUCAAGCUGUUUGAAGAUGAAGAAGUCAUUGGGAGUACUUGAAUGAUUCAGGUUGUUCGAAUUGAUCUUUUAAAGUGUUCAUGAUCACUUACUGAUCAGACGCAUCAGUUGUACAUAUUUUUUGAAUAAAAUCAAGACUCAUUGAGGAACCGAUUUCCAG